Molecule: messenger RNA, 2690 nt
Organism: Melanotaenia boesemani (Boeseman's rainbowfish)
Lineage: Eukaryota; Metazoa; Chordata; Actinopteri; Atheriniformes; Melanotaeniidae
Gene: vgf
Product: VGF nerve growth factor inducible
Exons: 2
Coding region: 279-2171 (630 amino acids)
Molecular function (GO): neuropeptide hormone activity
Source: RefSeq, a predicted model, not a curated record
CAAAAGUCACGUGGGCAGAAAGGCGGAGGCACACAGUUCGCGAUCCGCAGCCGCUGUCCACAGUUCUGAAAACGACGAUCCGGAUCAAGAAGCAGGAUCCAGGAGCAGACCGACAUCAACAAAAGGAAAAUACACAAGCACGCGACGAGGUCUCCGUGCGCGAGAGCAGGCGGUCCAGUAGCUGACGUGAGGAGGACGGGAAGCUGGAUUUCCCAGAAGCUCCCACUCACCUGCAGGUGUUUCUGGUUUUCUCCAGUCUGAACUUCAGGAUUUGAUCCAUGAUGCAAACUUAUCCCAACUCAAGUGUCCUUACGCCCCUGGUCCUCCUCAUGUCAGUGUCCCUCCUCCAUCUGUCCACCUCCAGCUUCAUCAGCAACCUCCAACAUGCUGAUGGCUCUCACAGACAUGCUCUCUCUGAGUCUGAAAACCUGGUCCAGUCAUCAGUCCAGGAGGAGCAGGAGGAGCUCUUCAAAGAUAUUGAUCCCAGAACGUUAGCAGCUGUUCUACUGGAGGCCCUGAAUCACUCACGAGUGGAGAAGGAGAAGGAGGGGAAAGAAGGAGGGUUGAAGGAUGAGAGAGGGGUGGAGGGAGCAGACAGACACAGAGAUGGACGACAGGAGUUAGAGAUGCUGAUUGCCUCCCAGGGAAAGGACUGGGAAAAAGAGGAGGAGGAGGAGAGGAAGAAAGCUCUGGAAGAGGAGGAGAAGAUGACUGAGAAAGUGACCAGCCGGACCACCAGCCAGACAAUUCCAAUCCAAAUGGAGCAGCAGCCAGGAGCUUCUGACGGAGGAGUCGAGGGUGCUCUGCAGAGCAACCCUGAGGAGGAGGAGCAGCUCAGCCCAGAGGAGCUGAAGAGCCUGGAGACCAUGAUGAAGGAGUUUCCCCGUCUGGACACAAAGACAGAGGAAGAACCGCAGCAAAUGCAUCGGGAGAAUCGAGCGUACAGCAGCUACAACGACAUAAUUCCCGUAGGGAAAGGAAGUGACCUUGCCAUGUCCAAGAAAAAACUCAAGUGGCAAGAGGAGACGCAGAAGGCUUUGCUCCUGCCAACCUUCACAGGAAGUAACUCCCUGGAUGAAGGUAAGGACAGGCAGUAUGGCAGCGACGCAGCCCAGCAGGAAGAGGAGGUGGAGGAGGAGGUGCUGAGUCCACAGGAGGAGGAAGCUCGAGCCAGAGUGGAGCAGGAGGAGAUGAUGAGGCAAGCAGCCGAGGCCCAAAGAGCUAAGCUGGAGGAGGAGAAGCUGGCCGACAUGGCAUCCGACAUGCUGCUGCGCUACAUGGUGAAGGAGAACAACAGAAAGUACGGCUCAUCUGUGUCCAAUGCCGCUGAGGACAAGCGGUCCGAGGAGGAGCUGGACCAAAACGAGGAGGAGGACAUUGAUCCUCAGACCAUCGACAAGCUCAUUGAGAUCUCCAACAAACUGCACCUCCCUGCCGAUGAUGUGGUGGACAUUAUCACUGAUGUAGAGAAGAAGAAGAAGAAAGACGUGCCUCCUGAGGUUACCUCAGCUUGGCAGCGUCCUCCAUCUCCUCAGUCUUCGUCUUUUCUACCUGGAUGGCAGGUUGAGACCAGUCAAAACAACCCUCCUGUCUCCAAACAGCCAUCUCCAGCUGCCAAUCUCCUCAAAUCCUGGUUCCAAAAGAAGAAAACACUCAAAUCUGAGGAUUCACAGAGAAAGCUCUCCAAGUUCUGGUCCAAACCUGAGAGGUCUCGGCUCAAGUCCUCCACAUCUCUUUGGGCCAAUUUCCCCUAUAUUUCCCCUCCAUACCAUCAGAGGAGGGUCUUCCCAGACUAUUACCCCAACCAUGUCCGCCGUCUCCCCGGACCCAAAUCCCGUUACUACCACUCCAAACCGGCUCUAACCUUUAACAACUUCCUGGAUAACUCUGUAGACGACACCUACACGCUCCAGCCCAGGUGGUAUUAUCCCAGCUGGAUCCACCCUCAGCUGAGGGAACCUCCUAUGUCCUACUAUCCCCCCAUCACGUACCCCCGACCAUUUCUGAGAGCGCAGCCCCCUCCCCAAACCACUCAGAAGCAGUUUUAUGGCUCUGCUCUGGGAAGAAACAGGGAUUAUUAUGAAUCCAGAAAGCCACUGGACAGCAGCUUGGGUGAGGUAGAGAAAUACAUCCAGCAGAUCCUAAAGAAGAGACCACAGAGGAUGAACUGAAACAGGACCAGAGACUGAAAUGGAAAAGAAGACAGGAACUCUUUCCUUUAUUUUUGGUUUAAAAUACCUAUGAAGUUUCAUUGCCCUGUUUUGAUUGGUUGUUUACAAACAGCUGUUUCCCAAGGUGUUGCUUUGAUAAAAAGCUCGGACUGAAUGGAUUUAACUCCUGAGUGACAUUAAAGCAUCCGAUUACACUGACUGUCUGUAGUUACAGAAGGAAGGUCUGUGGGAUUAUCUAAUGGAAAUUGAAAUUAUGAACCACAUGUGACCAUUCAACAUUUCAGCUAGAUGGAAGUGAUGAAGAGGAAUUAGGAUCCUUCUGAUUCCCAGACUGGGAAGAUCUUUUUCUUCAUGGAGCUCAUCUGGUGAUUUGAUUGGCUGAGUUUAUGGUGCAGUUAGAGACCUGAAGCAAGAAUACUGAGCUCCAGCAAUUCAUUUCAGAUCAAUUCAGUUAAAUAUUUUCAUUUAAUUCAUUCAUGCAUUUUCUAUACCGCUUAGGCACAUAUUUAUUUAUUUAUU